CUCUACGCUAACUUUCUGAUAUUUUUCCAUUUUCUAAUGCGCUCUGCUUUGUACCUUCGCAAAAAAAAGCAUUCAGCUUUUUCAGCUAUGGCUUAUGGUGCGUAGUUUAAGAAAGGCCAUAACUUGCCAGCGCAAGAUAGCAUCAACCAUCACUGAUAUGCUUGGUGUACUUUGUGCGCGCUCUAAGCCUUGGAUCCUCAACUCUCACUCCUUUUCUGUUGCUCAUUUUAAUCGCUGCUUGCAAGCUCCUUUACAUAUCGCUGAUUUCUCCAUCUCCAAUCGCCAGCGCCACCACUCUACUGCCCAUAGAAUUGGCGGUUCCAAUGGAGGUACCGCCUACAUAUGGCACCUGAUCCGGCCGUCAGGGUUUAAGAGGAAAAAUAGUAAUGUCAAGAGACUGUUGGCUGAACCGAGAGGCGAAGGAUCAUGGAAUGUUGCCUGGGAUGCAAGGCCGGCCAGAUGGCUACAUCGGCCUGACUCAGCUUGGUUGUUGUUUGGAGUUCGCGGAUGGCUUGCGCCAAUUGGAAUUGGGACGGACGUUAAUAACGAGAGCGUGGUGGUUGCUGAAGAUAACAGUAACGGUAGUGAUGAUACUAAUUCGAAUGGGAUUGAUUUCAAUCGUGACAGUUCUGCUAAUUUCAAGGUUACAGGAGUACUGGCUGAUGGGAGAUGUCUAUUUAGAGCAAUAGCUCACGGGGCAUGUUUGAGAAGUGGAGAAGAAGCCCCUGAUGAAAAUCGCCAGAGAGAACUUGCUGAUGAACUAAGAGCUCAAGUGGUAGAUGAGCUUUUAAAGAGGCGGGAAGAAUCCGAAUGGUUUAUAGAAGGCGAUUUUGAUGCAUAUGUCGAGAGAAUCCAACAACCUUAUGCAUGGGGUGGAGAACCUGAGCUGUUGAUGGCUUCUCAUGUUUUGAAGACUAUGGUAUCAGUCUUCAUGAUCGAUAGGACAUCAGGUAAUUUGGUAAACAUAGCAAAUUACGGUGAAGAGUAUCGGAAAGACCAAGUGAAUCCCAUUAACGUGCUGUUUCAUGGAUAUGGUCAUUACGACAUAUUGGAGACCUCAGAACAAAAUUAUCAGAAACUGAACAUCUAGAAAUUGGGUGUGGUUCAUAGAAUAAUUUCACCCCUGUUGAUCAGUCAAAAUAAUGCUACAGGGAGUUUCAGUUUUUUUCAUGCUGUUAGAUUUUCAGCUAAACUAGAUUCUAUCACAAGUUACAAAGGAGUUGGUGCAGCAACUCUCAAGCAAAUAGGCUUUGCUAAAGUUUUGUAGGUUUCAGGAUUUCUUUUACAAGUUUUAAAUUCAGCCUAUACAUCAAGUUAGUAAAUUUAUAUCUUGGUGUUUUAAAUUUCUUUCCUUUACAAUGAGCUAAAGUUCUUUCUAUAUUGUUUUUUUUCCCAAUCAAUAAUUUUUUCCGAUGCCUGUCUUAUCAAAA
Messenger RNA from Jatropha curcas, 1430 nucleotides. RefSeq lists its product as uncharacterized. Gene Ontology annotation, cellular component: nucleus; cytosol. Gene Ontology annotation, molecular function: cysteine-type deubiquitinase activity. Lineage: Eukaryota; Viridiplantae; Streptophyta; Magnoliopsida; Malpighiales; Euphorbiaceae. Gene Ontology annotation, biological process: ERAD pathway; endoplasmic reticulum unfolded protein response; protein deubiquitination. The record is from RefSeq and is a predicted model, not a curated record.